Molecule: messenger RNA, 1383 nt
Organism: Seriola aureovittata
Lineage: Eukaryota; Metazoa; Chordata; Actinopteri; Carangiformes; Carangidae
Gene: nup35
Product: nucleoporin 35
Exons: 9
Coding region: 281-1168 (295 amino acids)
Biological process (GO): regulation of DNA-templated transcription; nuclear pore organization; NLS-bearing protein import into nucleus
Cellular component (GO): nuclear pore central transport channel; nuclear pore nuclear basket; nuclear membrane
Molecular function (GO): single-stranded DNA binding; structural constituent of nuclear pore; phospholipid binding
Source: RefSeq, a predicted model, not a curated record
UGCGGUGCCUUCAGAUCAUCAGGCAGCUCGUCCCAUGAGCGGCACUGAAUCCUGAAAAUAAACACAAACGGGCCGAAAAAUCUGAUUCCAACCCGCUAAAGUUGAACUAUUUGGAUGGUAUGAGUUAAGGUUCAGCUCCAGUGAAGCAGACUUUUCAGUAACAUUAAGUUAUAGUGACAGUUCAGUUAGCUUUGCUAGCAGCGUUAGCCAGCUAGCCAGCCCUUUGCCUGGCGUCAUUUCCUACUUUUGAAAAUCGCGGCCAGAGAGUAACGAAGCAGAGAUGGAGCUACAAGUGGGAAAUGAACCGAUGACCCUGGGCUCUCCCACCUCUCCUAAGGCGACCUCUGGAGCUCAGUUUCUGCCUGGCUUCUUGAUGGGUGACCUGCCAGCUCCAGCUACCCCCCAGCCCCGCCCCUUCAGCCUGGCCAUGCCCAUCGUGGAGAGCACAGGUACGCACCGAGGAGGAGGAGGGGGCUCGGCCCCUCAGCCCGUUGUCCCCACACCCAAGGAUAAAAGUGGAGCCCCACCUAUCCGCAGUAUCCAUGAAGACUUAAUGACUGUAGGGACGCCCCUUAAUGCACACAGGCAGUCCUUUCCAGUUAUGCAGUCUCCUCUGUCUGCACGUCAGGCUGCAACUCCAGGAACAGGUGUGCAGCAGGUGUGUCUGUCUCCAGCUCAGGUGGAUCCCUUCUACAGUCAGGGAGAGUCUUUGUCAUCUGACGAUCAGCUGGACCAGACCUGGGUCACUGUGUUUGGUUUCCCUCCAGCUUCGGCCUCAUACAUCCUGCUGCAGUUCGCUCAGUACGGGAACAUCCUCAAACACAUGAUGGCGUCGCCUGGUAACUGGAUGCACCUUCAGUAUCAGUCCAGGCUUCAGGCCAGGAAAGCUCUGUCUAAGGAUGGGAAAGUGUUUGGGGACGCCAUCAUGGUGGGAGUGAAGCCGUGUAUAGACAAGAGCGUGAUGGACAGCAGUGAAGCCGUCUCCUCUCCCCUCGCCUCCUCCUUCUCCUCCUCCGCCCUCCCCUCCACUCCUCGCUCGGCCAUCAGACCGCUCAGCGCCGCCUACAGGAGCUCCAGCAACGACUACCAGGUGGUAGCAGACAGACAGACGCCCAGGAAGGAUGACAGCUUUGUUUCCAAAGCGAUGGAGUACAUGUUUGGUUGGUGACAUCACACAGUGCAUCAUGGGAUACCUGCAGCCCCGGACGAGAGAGGAGAACCGAUGGAUAAACUGAUUCACUACACUGUGUAUGUGAUUGUGUGGAUGAGUGUGUGUGUGAGUGAGUGUGUGCGCUGAGGUGAAGAAUCUUUCUUUCUUUCUCUCUCUCUUUUAUAAUCUGUAUUUUUUUUACUGUCUCUGUUUCAAUAAAGUUGUCAAUGGUU